Ictalurus punctatus (channel catfish) is the source of this 6993-nucleotide messenger RNA. RefSeq names its product cyclin and CBS domain divalent metal cation transport mediator 2a (gene cnnm2a). Gene Ontology annotation, molecular function: magnesium ion transmembrane transporter activity. The transcript has 8 exons. Gene Ontology annotation, biological process: transport; magnesium ion homeostasis. Lineage: Eukaryota; Metazoa; Chordata; Actinopteri; Siluriformes; Ictaluridae. The coding region runs from base 192 to 2633 and encodes 813 amino acids. The record is from RefSeq and is a predicted model, not a curated record. Gene Ontology annotation, cellular component: plasma membrane.
GCUGGAUUGUCAUCGGGCUGCUGUGUGCUGCGGUGUGUAAUGUCAAUCUUCUCGCCUCACACAGGACAGCUCGUAGCAAAGAUGAAGGCGGACACGGACUCUCUCUGAUCGCUGCAUCCAGUUUUCAUUCAGCAAAACCUUGCCCCAUGUGAAAAGGGCAAAGCAGUGUACUGCAUUUGCCCAAUUCUAAUAUGGCGGCGCUCAGCCCGGUUAGAUCGCUGACUGCUAUUUUUUUAUUUGUCACCGGCGGUCUGAUAAGCCGCUCGGACGGCAGAGAAGCGGUGGAGAAGACCGUCAUCAUCGGCCUGCGUCUCGAAGACACCGACGACGUGUCAUUCAUGGAUAAAGGCUUCCUGCGCGUUAGCGAGAGGUCGCGCGUGAAGUUGAGGGUCUACGGGCAGAACAUUAACAACGAGACGUGGUCCAAGAUCGCUUUCACGGAGCAGGCGCGCAGCAGCGUGUCCGGACUCGCAGACGGUCCAACCGGGUACACCCAAGCGGACGCUGCUGCCUUCCAGCCUUGUGGCAUCCGAUCGUCCGAUAUCAUCAUCCUUCCCAACGUGGAUGUGAGCCGAUCGACGUCCGGCGUCAUCGAGAUCGAAGUAAAACCCCUGCGGAAAACAGAGAAGAGCAAAGUGUACUACAUGUGCAUUGCCGCACCAGCACCUGCUGCCGACGGUGUGAACGACGCGUGGUCUGAAAACACCUGGAUCUACCACGAGGGGCAUGACACCAAAAUGCUCGUUGUGGAGGAGAAGAAGUUCUUGAUGCCUUUUUGGCUGCAGGUAAUAUUUAUUGCAAUGCUUCUGUGCUUGUCCGGCAUGUUCAGUGGACUGAAUUUAGGUCUCAUGGCACUUGACCCCAUGGAGCUCAGGAUAGUGCAGAACUGUGGCACGGAGAAGGAAAAAAAAUAUGCAAGCAAGAUUGAACCAGUGAGGAGUCAAGGAAAUUAUCUGCUCUGCUCACUGCUUUUGGGCAACGUACUCGUGAACACCACCUUGACUAUUUUGCUGGAUGAUAUUGCAGGCUCUGGCCUGAUUGCAGUGGUUGUAUCAACCAUUGGUAUUGUAAUAUUUGGAGAAAUUGUGCCACAGGCAAUAUGCUCAAGGCACGGGCUUGCUGUCGGUGCAAACACCCUGAUUUUAACCAAGUUCUUCAUGAUCCUUACUUUUCCUGCAUCAUAUCCUGUCAGUAAACUUUUAGACCAUGUGCUGGGACAGGAGAUUGGCACGGUGUACAAUCGAGAGAAGCUCCUUGAGAUGCUCAGGGUUACUGACCCCUACAAUGAUUUGGUCAAAGAGGAGCUGAACAUCAUCCAGGGUGCUCUGGAGCUCAGGAUUAAGACCGUGGAGGAUGUCAUGACACCUCUGCGUGACUGCUUUAUGAUUGCAGCUGACGCAGUCCUUGACUUUAACACCAUGUCCGAGAUCAUGGAGAGUGGGUACACGCGCAUCCCUGUGUUUGAGGGGGACAGGUGUAACAUUGUGGACCUCCUCUUUGUCAAAGACCUGGCCUUCGUAGACCCAGAUGACUGCACUUCUCUGAAAACUAUCACAAAGUUCUACAGCCACCCCCUGCACUUUGUCUUCAACGACACCAAGCUGGAUACAAUGCUGGAAGAGUUCAAGAAAGGUAAAUCCCACCUGGCCAUUGUGCAGAGAGUAAACAAUGAAGGAGAAGGAGAUCCUUUUUAUGAGGUUUUGGGUAUUGUUACAUUAGAGGACGUCAUUGAGGAGAUCAUCAAGUCUGAGAUUCUAGAUGAGACCGAUCUGUACACUGACAACAAGACAAAAAAGAAGAUAACUCAUCGGGAGAGGAAGCAGGAUUUCUCAGCUUUUAAGCCAACAGACAACGAGCAUGGGGUCAAAAUAUCACCACAGCUUCUACUGGCUACCCUGCGUUUCCUAGCAACUGAAGUAGAGCCAUUUGGUCCAGCUCAAAUGUCAGAGAAAAUCCUUCUGCGUUUGCUCAAGCAUCCCAACGUGAUCCAGGAGCUCAAGUAUGAUGACAAGAACAAGAAAAUGUUAGAGCACUAUCUCUUUCAGAGAAACAAGCCUGUUGAUUACUUCAUCCUCAUCCUGCAGGGGAAGGUAGAGGUUGAGGCUGGCAAGGAAGGAAUGAAGUUUAAAGCUGGGCCCUUUUCCUACUAUGGAUUGAUGGCCUUAACGUCAUCACCAGUUCCACUCUCCUUGUCUCGAACCUUCGUUGUCAGCAGGGCAGAGUCUCUUGCGGGAUCUCCAGAGAAUAAGUCACCUCCGCGACCUUUUGGACUGAACCACUCGGACUCUGUGAACCGGAACGAGCGCAUGGAAGCCCUAACUCCCACUCUGGCCAGCAGCAACAACCAGCUCAACGCCUUCCUUCAGAUCUACGUGCCAGACUACUCUGUCCGAGCGGCCUCUGACUUACUCUACAUUAAGGUGUCCCGGCAGCAGUAUCAGAAUGCUGUCAUGGCGUCCCGCAUGGACAAGACACCUCAGUCUUUGGACAGCGAGUUCACCAAGAUAGAGCUGACUCUGACUGAACACCAAGACGGACCAGGAGUCGAAUCAGCCGCGCUGCUCAUCCAACAUCAGAACUCGACUAACACACUCAAACCCAACCACAUCACACACACUGAUGGAACUAUCUAACGAAGACAGGAAAUGAGGUGAGAGGGCUAAAACAUUUUCGGCGAGCGAAGUUUGGGAAGCUUUCAUUGGGCAGCUUCUCUGGGAUCAACUGAAUCCUGUGAUAUUUUUUUUUCUACACGUAUAGACUUUACAGGGAAUAAGAGGGCGUGGUGAAAUACCAGAAUGGGAUGAGAAUGGGAUGCGCUCAGACACUGAGCAGUGAAUGACCUAGGAAUCAGCAGAUGUCACUCACUCAGCCAUGCUCUACUCAGAAUGCACUCACAUCCAACAGCAGAUAGAAAGAGAGAGAGAGAGACUUUGAAAGCUAUAGCACUGUCCAAUGUCCACCAUCACUCCGACCAAUAUUUUAACAGAAAGAACGCCUGUUCCUGGUACAUCACUUCCUGUCACCAAGGAUUUAUCACAAUCUUCUACCAGAGAUGGCAAGAAAAAGCAAAAAGUAGUGUUCAUUUAAAGUCAGCCUUGUAACUGCUAGACAUCAUUCAGGGACAUGUAUAUGCAUGUAUAACAGGAGACUCCUGCAGUGGACUUUAUUCAGCAUUGUGUAUUUGAAAAGGGGUUAUGAAGAGGAGCAGCAAGAACAAUUUCAAGACUAGUCUGGCAUUAAUUCAAUUACCUCAGAUUCAGCACGAAAGCUAUAAGCACUCUGGAUUUUGUGUAAGCAAAGUAGAGGAGAGUCUAGACUCCGUAAUAAUUUCGCAUUAUUUACAAAGAAGGAUAACGUUUUAGGGAGUGAAUUGGUUGCUUAACUUUUUUUUUUUUUUUUAAUAUAUGAAAGAAUGUACAUUUUUUGUAGACUGACCUGAUUAUUGAAAUAACAUUAACUGAAAUCAGGGCGUUCGAUCACAGUAUAGAAUGACCAAUGCUGCUGCAUGUCAAUCUAAAUGUCCCUGACAAACUGACCUACUUAGUGACGCCUUCAGCAGUUUGAGCAACGAAGCCUGAAGGGAGAGUGCCAUUUUGUGAUUUUACUAUAUACAAGGAGCUAAAAGAAACCAUUCCAGAGUGUUUCGUUGUGCUAGAUAGAGCGAAAGUGCAUGUGAGAGAUUAACAAUGGUCAGUCGUGAUUAGAGGAAAGUUAAUACCAGUAGAAUCGAGUGUCUUCAUUUCUAUGGCAAGGCCCUAGCGAUUUUCCACAGAAAUACAGAGCCGUUACCAAAGCACCAAGUCUCUGAUAGUCAACCAUGAAGAUAAAGUGCUACAGUUUUGAGUAACAGCAAAAAAAGGGAUGAAGCAUUAAAACUCGCGAUUAAACCCUCUAGUGAUGAGGAUGAUGUGGGUUGAGCUCAUAGCACUGAAACAUUCAGCUAAUUCUUGUGUCACGUUUUCGACAGUCUGUCUGGGUUUAGACUGUGUGCAUGUAACACGUAUACAGAAGUGCCAUGUACAGUGUUUGCAGUACAAAGACAUUCAGUAUGUUUACAUGUGAGGGAUUUUUCCAUGUACUUUACAGUGUCACAUUUUACAGUGAAUAGAGCGAGAGUGUAUGUAUCUCACAUCCUAACUUCAGUUUUUAUAUGAAAAAAAUUUUUUGGACCAUUUUGUUUAUCAGUAACGUUUUGGUUUCUUUAAUCGCAUGUUAAACUGUGUUUAAAAUGUGAAUUUCUUUCGUUUUUUUCCCAGUUUAAACAAUUCUAGUAUUUCUAUGCUGACUUUUUUAAUGAUUUCACAAUUUCCAUGUACCAUGUGAUGUCAUUUUAACAAAGUAACGUGCUAAAAAUCUAAUUAUGCUGAGUUCAGCAGUGGGCAUAAGGUACCUUUCCACAGCUUGCGAAACACACACACACACACACACACACACACACACACACACACGUGUUCCUUUUAUUUGUUUGCACCUCAGUCUGGAAUAUAUUUGCAAGGUAUGUUAGGUUUAGUUCAUACACUGUAAAUGGUGAUUCAGUGUUGUGUGCUCGAUUUGAAUGAUCAUGGGUUAGAACCGGAGUCUUAAGUAUUUAUGUAGCAACCUGUCAGUGCAAUAGUGUAUCCGUUACGCAGGGACAAUCAGCAGCAUAACAGUCCACAAAACACAAACACACACACGAUCAAGUGUCCUUGUGAACAGGAAACAGAAAAUCAACUGCUAGCCGGUUGAGGAAAGGGAUUUGAAUGUUCUCAAUGAGACACAGAACAAAAUAUAAUGAUGUUUCUGAGUUCACUGGGACAAUUUUGGUCUCCUGAAUGAUAAAUUGUUAACACUGAACCACGUCAUCUACAUAUUGUAUAAGCAUUAACAAUGAAAUGUUCUUCAAACUACAUAAUCUUCUCCAGUACGUACAAAGGAAUGUUUGGGUUUUUUUUCCUCAGAGGACAGCGUUGUGUCUUAAAGACUGUAAAAUGAUCAUGGCCCACCUUAGACAGACGAGGAAAUUUCUUCAGACAUGUGGUGCUCAGGCAUAUUGUUCGAAAUCCACCGUAUAUUGCUGCUAUUCAGAAUUGUUGAAUGUCUAUAGAGAUGCUGCAAAGGCAUUGAGAACAGAGAGGUUUAUUAUAUACUUACAUACUAUCAGCAAGAAAAUACUAUAUCUCUAUAUAAAGAAGUUGAAUGUUGGUAUUAUAAAAAUUGUUUUGACAAGAUUUGUGCUUGAUUGAUGCUUUUUUUUUUGGUUUGUUUGUUUCUCAAAUACCUCUUUGAUUUAACAAAUACAAGUAACACACUAAAGACUGUGUAUUUUGUAGUACAGAGUAAAACUCGGUGUAUUCUGUGUAUUUUAUGUCUGGUGUUAUUGAACUUGUUUUCGUUAUAUCUACUCUGCAUUUCCACCUGGACUUACCGAAAUAAUGCUGUCAAAUAUUUGAGCCUCCAGGCAUCCUAAAGUUGUGAAUCAGCGUAAUCAUUCUGUUUAGAAAAGACACAAGUGCGUGUCACAUGUAAUGAGUAUAUUUUGGACUAAAUUUUAGAUUUCAUGCAUGUUUUUUUUUUCCCUGCGGGCCACCAGGUGGAGAUACAGUGCACACAUAGGAAAGCAAAGAAAACAUGAAUUUUUACAAAGUAACAUAUAAUCAGGUUAAUGAUGAUGGCUACUUGAACUGUCUGUUAAUGAUACCUGAACAAACAGCAGCAAUGUGCUUGAAUUUAGUUCAUUUUAAUGUAAGAAUCCGUGCAGAUGCUAACCUCGCUACUAACCCUGAUGUUAAUUUUCUUACAUUUUUUUACAAAUUGGGUACGAAUAGUCACAAAUUUACAAAAGAAGAAAAACAACCAUGUUCAGAACUGAAGACAAACAUUAUUUCUUGCAUUCACUGCGGGUUUAUUGUGCUCAGGACAAUUCAACAAGGUUUCCACCAUAUAUAAUUGUAUUCAUUUUUUUAAAUAAAAAGUUGCAAUUGAUUGAGUAGGCUGAUGCCAUGGCAAGAUUAUUUUCCAGAAUGAUCCGCAAUCAAAGGAAUCAAAACAGAGUACUACAAAAACUGCCCAAGUCUAACAAACUUUGGAAACUAAAAUAUAACUGUAUCAAAUGUACGUAAAUCAGUGAUGAUGUUAUUGCCAGGUUACAGGUGCUAGGCUUGAACUGCACUUAUAUAGUGCCGUUUUAAGGACCUUAGUGGUUCUACAAAGCUUGUUCUACACAUUCACACACCAAUGGUAGCAGUCAUGCAAGGUGCUAGCUUGCCAUCGGGAGCAAUUGGGAUUCAGUGUCUUGCCAUGGACAAUUCAGCAUGUGGAGUCAUGUGAACCGGGAAUCGAACCGCCAACCCUACGAUUAGUGGUCAACCCGCUUUACCACCUGGGCCACAGCCACCCGACAGAAGCUUAGACAGACGUGCUAAAAUACUGUUUCUGCACAAACAAACUUUUUUUUGCUCGUUUUUGAAUAUGGGUUUCCCGUGUGUGACCGGUGACAAUGGGCAAUUAUUGCAAUGGCUGGAUCACAAAAACACCAACUUUAUUUCAUCAGUAAAAUUGCAGACUAGAUGUUAUCCUGCUUUUCUUUUUCAUUAUGAAAAAAAAAGAAUACAGCAAAAUAUAACUGUAAACAAUGUUUCAAACAUGUUUUUUUUUUUUUUUUUUGUCUAAGGCAUGACAACAGGUAUCAGCUUAACCAUUAUUUAAUCUCUGUGCUGCUUUUUAAACAUCACCACUUUGCUGUUAACACUUUACAUACACUUGGAGCUGUGACAAGUCACUAACUUUUUCUUCCUCCAAUUUGUGGUAAGUAGUUCAGGACAAAGCCAUUGAGAAAGCCAAAAGUCCAGAUAGUAUUUAUGCAGGCUAGUUGUGAUUGCAUCUGGAUAAGGCUCUGUUUGACUGUGGAAGUGGCUACAUGCAACAACAGGCUUAAUGUUUUACAUAUGCGUCACUCAUUAUAUGCUGUUAGACAUGCUGCCCCUUCCCCAUAAUAUAUAGCUGUUUCCAUGG